AUGAUGGUGGCAAACACAUUGAAACAGGUGAUCAGGAGAUCCAGAGAAGUUGCUGAGCAGUUUCAGCGCCACCUGGAGGCUCUCACAGAAGAAUUUGCUGCUAGACAUGAUUGUGGUGCUAGAGGGUUUAGAAGAAAGCGUCAUUUGGUUCGUAUACCGGUGAGGGCCCAUCGUCAUAAUCCGUUUGUUGGCGAAUGCAGGCGGAGAUUCCACUCUUCCCAUUGCGGGUUUGCGCAUGCUUAUUUCACGAAUGUUCUUCAAAUUCACAUCUCGCGUGCACGUUCUGCCCAAAAUUUUGUGGCACGUACUCUCUGUGAGUCCUUUGAGAAACUGUUGUAUGUUCCUCGUAAGCCGGCUGCUGCUAGCAAAGCGGGUUUUGCGGGCCAUUACUUCCUCAGAGGACUUGUUGGUGAUCCCAAUGUUACACUGCAACUUCCUGGGCUGGGACCAGGCUUUUCCAUACCUUGGCGGGAGGAUCCGGUCAAGAAGGCGGUAGAGACAAUGAAGGUGGGGCUCAUGCGGAUGGGCCAAUACCAAGUGCCCAGCCUUGUUUCUGCACCCACGAAGCCUCAUCCAGGAUCGAUGAAAGCCAAGGAGGCAUAUGCGGUGGAAUGUCUGGCUCUGGCCAGGUGCACUGAUGGCGGUGCAUGUGUAGACUUCAACGUUGCGUUGGCACAGAACUUGCAGAUGCCCAAAACCUUGAUCAUGGAUGACGACGUUAUCCAGUCGUUGAAGACGGAUUUGGAGUGCUACCAGAUUGAGCUCGAUGCGGUUUAUGCCGAUAUUGAAAUGAUCAAGAAUUCUUUUGGAUCGUUGUUCAUCAGUUUGGAGGAAGACGGAACAGUCAUCCGCGUGCACUUCCCCAAUUGCGAUGUUGAGAAGUGCGAGAUGUUGAUGCGGGAGAUUGGUGUAACGAGGGGUACUGUCAAAGAGUUUGUACCAGAAAAUGGAACUAGCAACGACAUGACUGAUUUGCCGGGAUCCACUGCAUCUUCGUCUUUCUUUUCGUCGUUUUCAUCAAUGUCGGACUCGGAACUGUUAGACGGGUCGUUCGACUCAUACCCAUUGUUGUCAUCGCCUCAAUUGACAGAUGCGUCUUCGGUAUCGUCUCGCUCCGUCUCUGAAAGAGACUACUUCCCGUUGUUAUCUUCCACUUCCCCUUCGGCAGUCAUCGAGGAUGACCAGGUCACAGACCACAGACUCAUGAUGGACCUGGUUUUGUCUGGAAACGAUGGGUCCAGUGGGCUGCUCUAUGUCAACUCUCUCGAGAUCUAG
Kuraishia capsulata CBS 1993 is the source of this 1275-nucleotide messenger RNA. RefSeq lists its product as uncharacterized. The record is from RefSeq and is a predicted model, not a curated record. Gene Ontology annotation, biological process: proteasome assembly. Bases 1 to 1275 code for a protein of 424 amino acids. The transcript has a single exon. NCBI's taxonomy places the organism in Eukaryota, Fungi, Ascomycota, Pichiomycetes, Pichiales, Pichiaceae. Gene Ontology annotation, molecular function: proteasome binding.